AUGUAUAAUUUUUCUUUAGCAAUUGCUCGAGCAUUAAUUCGUAAUCCAAAAAUAUUAUUACUUGAUGAAGCAACAAGUGCAUUGGAUAGUGAAAGUGAAAAAUUAGUUCAAGAAGCAUUAGAUCAUGCUCAAAAAAAUUCAACAUCAAUAACAAUAGCACAUCGUUUAUCAACAAUUCAAAACGCUGAUAUGAUUUGUGUUAUACAUAAUGGAGCAAUAGUUGAAAGUGGAACUCAUCAAGAAUUACUUGCGCUUGGUGGACAUUAUUAUCGUUUAGCAGUAGGAAAACUUAAACAAAAAUAA
This is a messenger RNA of Rotaria sp. Silwood2, 303 nucleotides long. The record is from the annotation of a GenBank genome assembly. Lineage: Eukaryota; Metazoa; Rotifera; Eurotatoria; Philodinida; Philodinidae.